UUUAUUUCAUUCAGAUGGAGCAACCUUGAUGGAAUCUAUGGCGAUUAUUGAUUACUUAGAAGAUACGCGGCCAGGACCUAAGUUGACGCCGGAAUCACCACUCGCCAAAGCUCGUAUGCGUGAGAUAUGUGAGAUUAUCGUGUCAGGAAUCCAGCCGCUUCAGAACUUUGGACUGAAGCCACAAUUUGAUACCGAAGAGCAGUACUUGAAGUUCUCCCGACACCACUGUGAGCGCGGACUGCAAACUCUUGAAGAACUACUAAAGAAAAGCUCUGGGAGCUACUGCGUUGGAGACCAGCUCACGGUGGCUGAUUUGUGUCUUGUGCCACAGUUAUUUAACAUCACAACAAGAUUGGGAAUGACAAUCGACAAGUAUCAAACAUUGUCUGCGCUCUUCGCCAAAUUGCUAGCUGAACCAGUUUUCAAAGAAACUCAUCCGAAUUCGAAGCAAUAGAUAAAUCUUGUACCAAAACUUUGUUUUUAAGUCUAAUAAUAGUAAAAUUAAUACACGAUUUGAGUUCUAUUUACAAAAUCCCU
Messenger RNA from Ostrinia furnacalis (Asian corn borer), 537 nucleotides. RefSeq names its product glutathione S-transferae zeta 2 (gene GSTz2). Gene Ontology annotation, molecular function: maleylacetoacetate isomerase activity; glutathione transferase activity. The record is from RefSeq and is a predicted model, not a curated record. Gene Ontology annotation, biological process: glutathione metabolic process; L-phenylalanine catabolic process. Lineage: Eukaryota; Metazoa; Arthropoda; Insecta; Lepidoptera; Crambidae. The coding region runs from base 29 to 454 and encodes 141 amino acids. The transcript has 3 exons.